UAAAACCUUUGCUGCGAUUAAUCGUUAGUGCCUGUUGCUAUUUCUUGCCCUUUCAACCUUGAACAGCUGACCUCCGACACCCAGCCGGUCUUUAAAUCGCCCGGAAACAAGGUCAACAGUGGUCGGAACCGCCGUGAUGCGUAGAAAAGUCGGAGCACGAUAAGAUAGCCCAGCCCCCCACCCGGGGUACUCCUCGACAUGGCCUUACUACCACCGGAUCCGGUUUUCUGCCUGAAACCGCUCGAACCUACCUCCUACUACUCGCUGUGCUUCCGCACACCGGAACAUCUGUAUGCCGGCACCGCGAAGGGCACCGUCCAGCUGUGGGAACUACAGACAAACCGUACCUCGUACCAGCUGUCGGUGGGCAGCAGUGCCGUCCUCAACCUGGCCCACACCGAUGACGCCUUACUGACGCAGGAGAAGGACGGAGCGGUGAAGCUGUGGGCGCUGGCCGAUGGCGACUACGUGCUGCGCCAUGAAAUUUCGACCGAACACAUCGGCUUCUGUCGGAUGGCGCACGAUGCCCCGUCCGGCACUGUGAUAAUACCCGGCGAAGGAUCGGCCAUCAGUGUGCUGUGUGCCAAAACGUUCAGCGAAACGAUGCGAUUCACACCACCGCCACCGUCAACGAGCGCCUCCGCGACCACUGCCGCCACCGGUUCUCCGUAUGGCUCUGUUAUGUGCUUCCGGCCGAUCGAACUGCAAAGCCAACGGUACCUGCUGGCGGGCUACGAGUCCGGUGCGCUGGUCUUGUGGGACUAUCGCACCGGGCGGCCGGUUGCUGGAGAAACGGUCCAGCUGCGGACGGCCGAUGGCGACUGUCUGUUCACGGUGGACUACGAUCCCGUCACGAACCGCGGUGUGGCCGGUGGAUCAUCGGACCGGCUGUUCAUUUUCUCGAUCGACCGCAAAACGCAGCAAGUGGCCCGGAAGAUGGAGAUUACCAUCAAGAACCCGGGCAUUCACCGGGUCACCAUCCGACCGGAUCUGAAGGUGUUCGCCAGUGCCGGCUGGGACGGACGGAUUCGAAUCUUCUCUUGGAAAAGCCUGCGGCCGCUGGCCGUGCUAACGGAACACAAGGGCGAGCUGCUGGACAUCGGCUACUCGAACGGCAAGGUGACGAUGUGGAACGCACCGAUCAUGGCCGCGGCCGGCACCGAUGGGCAGAUUUCGCUAUGGGAUCUGUACAAAUGAAUGACUCUAGGGACACCGAAACAACAGAAACACCUCACACACACACACACACAGGGGACGGGAGAUCUUGGGCGAUGGAUUGUUCGCUUGUGUUUUCUUUUUUUAGCAUUUACGGGCCUUGCCAUGUGGUUAUAUAUUAGCUAUUGUGAAUAAAAACAAACAAUACACUGUGCGCACAGCUUGUGCGUCUG
This is a messenger RNA of Anopheles cruzii, 1388 nucleotides long. Its product is annotated as guanine nucleotide-binding protein subunit beta-like protein 1. The transcript has a single exon. The record is from RefSeq and is a predicted model, not a curated record. Gene Ontology annotation, molecular function: protein binding. Bases 199 to 1197 code for a protein of 332 amino acids. Lineage: Eukaryota; Metazoa; Arthropoda; Insecta; Diptera; Culicidae.